This is a messenger RNA of Diaporthe amygdali, 411 nucleotides long. RefSeq lists its product as uncharacterized. NCBI's taxonomy places the organism in Eukaryota, Fungi, Ascomycota, Sordariomycetes, Diaporthales, Diaporthaceae. The coding region runs from base 1 to 411 and encodes 136 amino acids. The transcript has 2 exons. The record is from RefSeq and is a predicted model, not a curated record.
AUGUCUUCUUCGCCCCCCUCUCGAAGGCUCAUCAGCUCAGGCAGUGCCUUUGAGGCGGAGAUUGGCUACUCCCGGGCUGUGGUCGACGGUGACUUCGUGUUUGUGUCGGGAUGCACGGGCUACGACUACAAGACGGGUGCCAUCUCGCCCGACGUGGCGGAGCAGACAGAGCAAUGCAUGAUCAACAUCGCGGCCGCGCUAUCCGAGGCGGACGCCGCCGUGACGGACGUCGUCCGCGUGCGCUACAUCCUGCCGGACCGCGCUGACUUCCCCAAGACGUGGCCGGUGCUGCGGCGCUGGCUCGGCGAGGUCAGGCCCGCGGCCACGAUGAUGGUUGCUGGGCUGAUGAAGGAGGAGAUGAAGGUGGAGAUCGAGGUCACAGCGAGGAAGCGUCGUGCUGCAACCUCAUGA